AUGCUAAAAAAAGCAUUAACUUAUUGUCUUUAAGAUGAUGACCCAGUCUAAAUUUCUGAAUUAAUAGGUGUUCGAGAAUAUUAGAAGUAACCAAAAAUAUGUCAAAGCACCUUCGUAACCUCUUCUGAUUUGAAAUAGAUGAUACUAAACUAAAAGAGAGAGAACAGUAUAUAAUCAUAUCGCAAAAUUUAACAUUAUGAUGCUGACUUAAAACCAAUUAACCGAACAUUCGAUUGUAAAUAGUCUUUCUACUAAAAUACUUGCAGAAAAUAAAUCAAUCUCAAAAUGCUUCAUGAACCUAAUAAACCUAAAUUGUACUUCGGAAUCAAACAUUAAUAAUUUAAAGUAAAAUUAUUCUUAUAAAGAAUAUUAGAUAAAAAUCAAAAUGCAAGGUAAACGUUUAGAGGACAUGUUCUGA
This is a messenger RNA of Paramecium pentaurelia, 418 nucleotides long. The record is from the annotation of a GenBank genome assembly. Lineage: Eukaryota; Ciliophora; Oligohymenophorea; Peniculida; Parameciidae.